CGCGAAUCCAUUAAGUCUCCCCCUCUCAUGAAGCCUUGACUGUUCAACUUCCACCUCCUCUCCAUGAACCCAGCCGCGUGGCCUGUGAUAUCUCCCCCGUAUUGUUCAUCAUGGCCACUGCACGGCUUCCACAGAAACGGAUCCUCGGGGAAUCGACAAACACCCGCCGCAACAUCCCCUCUAGUCCCGCAUCCGCCAAAAAACGCAAGCUCGAACCCUUGACUUCGUCCCAAGCGCCCAGAUUCAAGAGCUCUCAGAAUGGACCAGACGGAAGGCUGGUACCGAGUCAGCCCAGUCACUUCGAAUCAGAGGUGCUGGAGAAGAUGACCCAAGAUAUGGAGGGUUUGAAGGAGAAUAAUUCGGAGAAGGACCAGCAGUGGGCACGGCCGAGCUUGGGAGACUUUAAUCCUGAGACAGAUGGCCUUGUAUUUCAACAGAUUGAAGCCGAAGAGGGCACUCUCAAUGGAAAAGCUACAGUGAAGCUUUUUGGUGUCACGGAGACCGGGCACUCUGUGAUGCUUCAUGUCACUGAUUUUCUCCAUUAUUUAUAUGUUGCUGCGCCUGUUUCGUUCACCCCCCACGAUUGUGAGGGGUUCAAGACCUACCUCGAAGCCCAAUUAGGACAAUACCAACCGACAAUACAUAUGGUACAGAUGGUCAUGCGGGAGAACUUAUAUGGCUUUCAAGGCAAUCAGCAGAACCCAUAUCUAAAGAUCACAGUGACCGACCCCAAAUACAUCAGUAAGGUCCGCUCAAAGAUCGAAAAUGGUGAGGCCAACUGGAAGGGGAUGUGGAAAGGGGCCGAUGGGAUCUUGACAUUUGACUCGAUCCAAUACGUCUUGAGAUUUAUGGUGGAUUGCAAGGUCUUCGGCAUGUCUUGGGUGGAAGUACCAGCAAAAUCAUACAAACUCAUCGCGGGACACAUGCGACACUCAAACUGCCAGAUAGAAGCGGAAGUCACAUAUCGAGAUCUGAUAGCACACGAACCAAAGGGAGAAUGGGCAAAGAUGGCGCCUCUACGGAUUCUCUCCUUCGAUAUUGAGUGCGCCGGCCGCAAGGGCGUCUUCCCAGAAGCAAAUCAAGAUCCCGUGAUUCAGAUCGCAAAUAUCGUUACUCGUUAUGGGGAGAAGAAACCAUUUGUGCGGAAUGUAUUCUGUCUUGAUAAGACGAGUACGAUUGUCAAUACUCAAAUAUUCGAAUUCGAACGUGAAGAGCAGAUGUUAAGCAAGUGGCGCGAUUUCCUCGAAGAAGUGGAUCCUGAUCUCAUCAUCGGCUACAAUAUUUGCAAUUUCGAUUUCCCGUAUCUUCUCGACCGAGCGAAGCAUCUGAAGGUCGCAGAUUUCGAUCACUGGACUCGAUUGAAGAGUGUGAGGUCUGUGGCAAAGGAGACGAAUUUCUCCAGCAAGCAGAUGGGCAACCGUGAUACCAAAGCCACCAAUACGAAUGGCCGACUGCAACUGGACCUCUUACAGCUGGUCCAACGAGAUCAUCAACUGCGAAGUUACACCCUCAAUUCUGUCUGCGCGCAUUUUCUUGGUGAACAAAAGGAAGAUGUGCACCACACCAUGAUCACCGAGUUGUUCAACGGAACACCAGAAUCACGCCGAAGGCUGGCGGUUUACUGUCUCAAAGAUGCCUAUUUACCUCAACGCUUGAUGGACAAGCUUUCGUGCCUGGAGAACUACACGGAAAUGGCUAGGGUCACGGGUGUACCCUUCAACUUCCUCCUGGCCCGGGGUCAACAGGUCAAAUUCGUCAGUCAGCUGUUCAGAAAAGCGUUGGAACAAAAGUUGGUCAUACCUAAUCUGAGGUCAGAAGGAAACUCAGAUGAACAGUAUGAAGGCGCCACAGUUAUUGAGCCAACCAGAGGUUAUUAUGACGUCCCGAUCGCGACUCUUGAUUUUGCCUCUCUAUACCCUAGUAUUAUUCAGGCCCACAAUCUCUGCUACACAACCCUGGUGAAAAAGGCAGCUAUUGAGAAGCUGGGCUUAAAGAAAGACGAAGAUUAUAUCGUAACCCCAAAUGGUGAUACGUUCGUCACGACAAAACGCCGGAAGGGUCUCCUUACUCAAAUUCUCGAGGAAUUGUUAACUGCCAGGAAACAAGCGAAACGAGAACUUGCAAUUGAGACCGACCCUUUCAAGAAAGCAGUGCUGAACGGUCGACAGCUGGCUUUGAAGGUCAGCGCCAACAGUGUUUACGGUCUCACGGGUGCAACCGUUGGCAAACUGCCAUGUCUUGAAAUCGCAAGUAGUACUACUAGUUACGGACGUCAGAUGAUCGAGAAGACAAAGGCAGAAGUGGAAGCGAAGUACACAAUUGCCAAUGGCUACUCCCACGAUGCUCAAGUCAUCUAUGGUGAUACCGAUUCAGUCAUGGUUAAGUUUGGUGUGACAGAGUUAGCGGAUGCAAUGAAGCUGGGCGAGGAAGCAGCACAAUAUGUGUCUUCUAAAUUUCUCAAACCCAUUAAGCUGGAGUUCGAAAAGGUUUAUUUCCCCUAUCUGCUGAUCAACAAAAAGCGAUAUGCUGGGCUCUACUGGACCAACCCGGACAAGUAUGACAAGAUGGAUACCAAAGGUAUUGAAACCGUCCGGAGAGAUAACUGUCGGUUGGUUCAGACUGUCAUCGAGACGGUGCUAAGGAUGAUCUUGAUUGACCGAGACGUACAAGGCGCCCAAGACUACGUCAAGGAUACCAUCUCAGAUCUCCUUCAAAAUAAGAUCGAUAUGUCGAAGCUCGUUAUCACAAAGGCUCUGGCGAAGGAGGAAUACACCGCGACGCAAGCUCACGUGGAACUCGCCAAGCGCAUGAAGAAAAGAGACGCAGGCUCUGCCCCAACACUCGGAGAUCGUGUCGCCUAUGUCAUCAUUAAGGGCGCAGCAGGGUCGAGGAACUUUGAGCGAUCUGAAGAUCCCAUCUUCGUGCUCGAAAACAACAUCCCCAUUGACACCAAAUACUACCUAGACAACCAGCUUGCCAAACCCCUCAGUAGAAUCUUCGAGCCUAUCCUUGGCGAAACCAAGGCUAACUCGCUGCUCUCGGGUGAUCAUACACGCACUGUAUCCGUCGCUGCCCCGUCCAUUGGAGGGCUGAUGAAAUUCGCCAAGAAGACAUAUACGUGUAUGGGGUGCAAGAAACCUCUUGUAGGCAAGGAGGAGAGUGGUGGGGCUGUAUGCUCAAACUGCGCACCGCGAAUUGGCGAGCUCUACCAGAAAACGCUCAACAAAGUCAGCGAGUUGGAAGUCAGGUUCGGUAGACUGUGGACACAGUGCCAAAGGUGUCAGGGCAGUAUGCAUUGCGAGGUUAUCUGCAGCAGCAAGGACUGCCCCAUCUUCUACAUGCGCAUGAAGGCGAAGAAGGAUGUGGAAGAUGCCGGGAAGGAGCUGGUGAGGUUUGAUAGGGAUGCGGCUGCGUGGUGAUCUUGCGAUCUGUAAUGUAUGCAUGGAGAGGUGGACUGCUCUCUUGGCGUUUUGGGCGUAAGGAAGAGAUGGGUUUGGGUUGUGGGAACACUCAUAUGAUACGAUAUGCGAGAGUCCCGUCAUAAUCGGCAUUGCUUGGUUUGAUCUCUACCCACGACAGACUCGAGGGAUGGAACGAAACACCAACGUGUGUGUUACGAAGGAGGCUUCAGUCUUGGAAUUAUCCCUAGGUUACUCUCGUGCGAAUCUUGAAUGGAGACUUGGCACGGUGUAUGAUUACGGUGUAUAAUGAGUUGGAAUAUUAUGAAAGGAAGAAGAGAUGCGUCGGUA
This is a messenger RNA of Amorphotheca resinae ATCC 22711, 3749 nucleotides long. RefSeq lists its product as hypothetical. Gene Ontology annotation, molecular function: DNA-directed DNA polymerase activity; DNA binding; 3'-5'-DNA exonuclease activity. Lineage: Eukaryota; Fungi; Ascomycota; Leotiomycetes; Helotiales; Amorphothecaceae. The record is from RefSeq and is a predicted model, not a curated record. The transcript has 4 exons. The coding region runs from base 111 to 3419 and encodes 1102 amino acids. Gene Ontology annotation, biological process: nucleotide-excision repair, DNA gap filling; DNA-templated DNA replication; base-excision repair, gap-filling. Gene Ontology annotation, cellular component: delta DNA polymerase complex.